AUGUCUUCUCAUCCCGCGACUGAGUCAUCUCCUCUCCUCGCUCCUUCUGUAUCACCUACGGAGCCACCAGUCAGUGAUAGUAUUCCGGCUCCGACUACCAGAGCAAGCAAUGUGAUCGCAUACGAUGUCUCUAUCGUCGAUCCGCAAAAUUCCACCCCUAUCAUCUUUUAUGAUGAUGACCCAAUUACCAUGAUAUACAAAGAUUUCUGGAUUCUUUUGAAGAACUGGAGAACGUUACCUCUUGUACUCUAUCCAGCCCCUAAGCCAGGUAGAGACAUCACCAACAAAGGUGCGGGACUUCAAGCACUCCUUGUUGUAGUCUCUAUUAUCCUCACCGCGCUCUGUCUCCUCUCUUUUUUCAUCGGCAUGCCACCACCAGUCAUCUCGGUAUCGAUCCUUUGCGCUUGGAUCUACGGAUUCAACGCCUAUGCUGGAAAAGAAAGAGUAACAUAUCAAGACGUUGUAGGCGAUGACAAGGAUGAGAAGGAAGCUUGGUUAUUCGUGAAUGGUAUCGGAACGUCUCGCUCUGGACUCAAGCUUAUUCUCGAUGACUUCUACAGACUGUUUGGCCGCCGUGUUACCGGUGUUCAUAAUCGAACAUUUGGAGUAUGGUUCGACCUGGUGGAAUGUACCUUGCAGCGAGAUCUAACCUGGAAUACGACUGACACAAGAGAAGGAUAUAAUAUCAUCGCCAAACAUGUCGCUGACGGGACUAAGGAGAAGAUCGUUUUAAUCGCUCAUUCUCAAGGUGGAAUUAUCAUGUCGUCCUGGGCGGACCAACUUCUCGCAGACUUCUCGUACCAACAACUCAAAAAGGUGGAGAUUUACACAUUCGCUUCUGCCGCCAAUCAUUUCUCUAUCCCGGAAACCGAACACGGACCCGCUUUUGGAUGCGUUGAGCAUUUCGUGAACGAGAAAGAUUAUGUUUCGGAUAUCGGUCUGCUGGCGUUCACACCUCAGCCCCCUCGUGGUCUUGAGCCCAAUGCUUCCAAUGUUCCCAGACUUAGUGGUCGUUUCGCAGGUAGGAUAUUCAAAAGAUUAAACCAAACAGGUCACCUUCUUCUUACCCACUAUCUGGCCCCUGGUAAUUCCAUACUCGAUGACCCUGCAGUAAUAGCGCACAGUAAAUUCGCAAGUUACCUUCUAUCUCCGGAAGAGAAAGAAGCAAGAGAUCAAGGACAGCAACACGGUGAAGCUCAAGCCCAGAUCCCAACAAAGUCUGGAAGUCGCCAAGAUUACCGCGCAAACGACCAAACCCAGGUCCCUCUUCGAGCUGAAGGACCUUCGAUCGCUUCGACCAAAUAG
Kwoniella shivajii is the source of this 1305-nucleotide messenger RNA. RefSeq lists its product as uncharacterized. Lineage: Eukaryota; Fungi; Basidiomycota; Tremellomycetes; Tremellales; Cryptococcaceae. The transcript has 6 exons. The record is from RefSeq and is a predicted model, not a curated record. The coding region runs from base 1 to 1305 and encodes 434 amino acids.